Labeo rohita (rohu) is the source of this 2823-nucleotide messenger RNA. RefSeq names its product cytoglobin 2 (gene cygb2). The transcript has 3 exons. The record is from RefSeq and is a predicted model, not a curated record. Gene Ontology annotation, biological process: oxygen transport. Bases 240 to 917 code for a protein of 225 amino acids. Gene Ontology annotation, molecular function: oxygen binding; heme binding; iron ion binding. Lineage: Eukaryota; Metazoa; Chordata; Actinopteri; Cypriniformes; Cyprinidae.
UCCCUCUCUUCCCCACGUUCCAUUUCUGAGGUCAUUACAAAUCCAGAAGUUCCAAGCAUAGAGAACAUCUGUGUUAGAGGGUAGACAGAGACCUGAGCAGCUCGGAAAACAAGCAACGGAAAAGCACAUGGAAAGAGAGAGAGAACAGUGACGGCAGAUAUAUUCAUCGAGCGAUUGUCAGAAGUGAAAUCAUCCUGCCUGCUCAAGGGAGUGAGGGGCACAGGGUGAGAGGGGGGCGGAUGCACACUCUCUACUCUCUUGCCCUGCGUUUUUGUUGCCCCUUCCGCCAACUUCGUCGCUCCUCUCCACCACCACAACCUCUGAUUCCACCGUCUGUGCCUGCUUCAGGCGCAAGUACCCCGUGGUGUGUCUGUGGCAUGGAGAAAGAGAGGGAGGAUGAAGAGACGGAGGGGAGGGAGAGACCGGAGCCACUGACGGAUGUGGAGCGGGGCAUCAUUCAGGACACCUGGGCGCGUGUUUACAAGAGCUGUGAGGAUGUGGGCGUCACUAUACUGAUCAGAUUCUUUGUGAACUUCCCCUCAGCAAAGCAGUACUUCAGUCAGUUCCAGCACAUGGAAGAUCCAGAGGAGAUGGAAAAGAGCUCUCAGCUGAGGAAACAUGCCCGCCGUAUCAUGAAUGCCAUCAACACAGUUGUGGAGAACCUUCAUGACCCAGAGAAAGUUUCAUCUGUUCUGGGACUAGUGGGAAAAGCACAUGCACUCAAAUACAAAGUGGAGCCAAUGUACUUCAAAAUCUUAAGUGGGGUUAUUCUGGAGAUACUUGCUGAGGAUUUUGGAGAGUGCUUUACACCAGAAGUGCAGACAUCCUGGACCAAACUAAUGGCAGCAUUGUACUGGCAUAUCACAGGGGCCUAUACUGAGGUGGGGUGGCUCAAACUCUCCAGCUCAGCGGUCUGAAAUUAGGCAUUCAUUCCCACUGCACAUGAACACUGGUUAUAACCCAUCAGCUUGGCUAGCCAAAGGACUGACUUAAUAGAAAAAAAAGAUACAAAGAAUAGAGUCAGAAAGAAGUUUUCCAUCAUUCUCAUUCACCUUGUUUAAUACAUUUUUUGUGUAUAUAUAACUACAUCCUCUUAGAUGUUGCCUGUGUUGUGUAGUGUAAUGUGCUUGUGUGUCUUUUAGACGUGUUUCAAUAUCUAUAUCAAAACAAAUCACAACUGAACACAUCACAGUUCAUUAUGUCACACUUGAAUUACAAUACCUACUGAAGACCAAUGAAAAUGAAUAGCAUAAACAUGUUGUCCCUUUGUCAACUUCAUCAAGAUAUUAUAUUGUAUCAUAUUGUUCUCUAAAAUACAAACCACACAAAAGUCUUGAUUUUCAUUGAAUCUAACCUUAUUGUUGCAUACAUUUAAAAAUGCCAUAUUCAAGAAGUGACCCAAUAUUUUUAGAUCUGCAGUUUAAUGCUGUAUCAGACCCCAGAGAUCACAAUUACUAAAUUAAAUCUAACUCAUUAAUAUGUUAACAAAAACACAAAUUUGAUUCAUGAUUGGAAUCUGGAAUCAGGAAUGUGCUGAUGAUAAAAUAGAUAUAAAAAAAAAAUCUCUCAGACACUCAGAAACACACAAUUCCAAAUAGUGGGGCAAUAAUACACACAUAUAAAAUUCAUGGCUGAUUAUGAUCUAUUCUAUUAAAUCAUGCAUUAUAUGUCCUUGAACUACACAGUGUGUUUUAUUAUACAGUGUAAGUUUGUGGUUAUUUGAGACUGAUUUUGUUAUUUUGAUUAGUUUUUACUUUUAUCUAGUUUAUCCAAGCAUCCAUCCUUCCACACAUGCCUUACAGUGUUAUUCCACGUAUACCUCACUUCAUCUCCAGCAAAACAAUAAUCUUUUUCUUUAUAAAAUAGGCUUCUUCUCAGCUUUUCCUUCACUCUUCUCCUCCUUUUCUAUGUCUUCACUCUUUGUCUUUUUUUCUCUCUUUCUGUAUUACCAUGACAUAUUUUUCCAUUAUAUAGCUAAUUCCACCGGCUGGCAGUGAGCCUGUCUCUGUGCAAUGGCCUGUGCCAAGUUUUCCUUGAAUCACACACAUCCACAAAUGCACACAAACAACGGUAAAUCUGUAUGCGCCACGAUUUACUAAGACUGACUGCAGACUGUUUCAAAACAUGUUUUUCUGAAUUUGUGCUCAGCAUAGUAUUGAUAUAUUUCCCAAAAUGCUAAUUAAUGUAACAGCACACACACACACGCACACACACACACACACACACACACAUGUGAACAUGGAUAUUUUGUGGUAAACUUUAUAUUUUUCUAGCUAUUACAGUUUCUGUAUUUCAGUUUAUUACAGUGUCUCAAUAUCAACAGACUGUAUGUUUUUUUUUUUUCUUUUGGUACAUUAUACUAAUCUUGGAAGAGUCAUACUACUUCAUAAAUAUUACAUAAACAAAAAAUGAAUAUGAAAAUGAAUAUAAUAAAUACUAUCUACAAGCAUGUGAUGCAUUAUCUGUUAUUACUGUUAUACUGCGUUUUUUGACUUUCAGAAAUCUCUCUUUUCUUGGACUACUGCCACCUGUCAUGUGGUCCUUACUCUUAUCUUAGUCCCAUCUCUUUGCUGACACAUUUUCAGAGUUUAUGUAUUUUAGAGAUUAAAACUAACUUUAUUAACAGUCCAGACAAAACAAUGUUUGGCUAUGUUACUUACUAGUGGGUAUGUUUACACAACAACAGUCUACUAAAAACGGAAAAGUUUUUCCUUUGUGUUUUUGAAAGGUUUCACAUACAUACAACAACUUUGUAAAAAUGAUGCCCAUUCACAUGGAUCUGUUAAAAUGAUUAAAACAGUGUUAUGUACUAUUAUAUUAUUA